This is a messenger RNA of Sipha flava (yellow sugarcane aphid), 1162 nucleotides long. Its product is annotated as zinc finger MYM-type protein 1-like. The record is from RefSeq and is a predicted model, not a curated record. Gene Ontology annotation, molecular function: protein dimerization activity. NCBI's taxonomy places the organism in Eukaryota, Metazoa, Arthropoda, Insecta, Hemiptera, Aphididae.
UUUUUAGAGAAAAACAACUAGAACUCUAUCCAAAACAACCAAUAAGAUCUGUGAAACGUGUAAACACUACUCGUUGGAUGUCACAUGCAUAUGCCUUAAAUACCGUACUUGAUGUUUACGAUGCAGUUUAUCAAACGAUAGAAGAAGUAAGAAAUAGAGAUGGAGGAUCGGAUUUCAAACUUGGUGCUGAUUGUUAUGGACUGCUUAGCUACUUGACUUCUUAUAAGUUUUUAAUGACAGCUCUUAGUUUUAAAAAAAUUUUUGAAAUACUUGAACCAUUAAUCCGUACAUUACAAGCUCGUGACAUAGAUAUUUUAGCAGCGAAGUAUUUAGUUAAUAGUGCUAAAGAUUCCAUAGUGGCACUGAGAACUGAAGAAACAUUUGAAAAUAUUUUGAUAUUAGCUAAAGAAUUUGAUGAUAAAAAUAAGAAUGAAGAAUUUGAGCCAUUGCAGACAACAAGAAAACGUAGAGUUAGAAAAAUGGCUGGUGAAUUAUGUAGUGAUGAAGUUGAACAAAAUCCUAUUCAAAAGUUUAAGGUAGAUACUUAUUUUGUAGCAUUAGAUAUUAUUAAAACACAAAUUAGUCAAAGAUUUACAGAUAAAACUAUUGAAGUAAUGAAAGAUUUUGCUUUAUUAUCAACCAAAAGUAUAAAAGAAUUAAAAAAAUACCCUAAAAGCAUUCCUAUAGAUGCAUUUAAGGCUGUUUGUUUGGCGUAUAAUACAUUAUUAAAGUUAGAAGAUGUCCGUAGGGAGUAUGAACAGUUUAUAAAUUGUGAUUUAAUUAUUAAUGAAACAUCGCCAUUGUAUCUGCAUCCUAAUUUGAAUUACGACAAUUCAAGUUUGAGUUCUAACGAUUCAAACAGUGACAAUACUACAUCUGAACAAUUAAAAACGUGGCAAAAUUCAUCAAGUUUAAUGUGCAUUUUUCAAGAUUUCUGUAAAGCUGGUCUAAAAUCUAUUUUCCCAAGUUUAUUUAUGCUUAUAAAAAUUGUAGUAACUAUUCCAGUAUCAAGCUGUUCCCCAGAGAGAUCUUUUUCCAAAUUAAAAUUAAUAAAAACUCGUUUAAGAAGCACAAUGGGGGAAGAUAGAUUGGAAGAUCUGAUGCGUAUCACCUGUUAAGCUGAUAUACAGUUAGAUUCAGAAACAAUAAUAGACAACUUUGC